Messenger RNA from Penicillium chermesinum, 726 nucleotides. RefSeq lists its product as uncharacterized. Lineage: Eukaryota; Fungi; Ascomycota; Eurotiomycetes; Eurotiales; Aspergillaceae. The record is from RefSeq and is a predicted model, not a curated record. The transcript has a single exon. The coding region runs from base 1 to 726 and encodes 241 amino acids.
AUGUCCAAGGAUAUGGACACACGUUUCCAGAGACAUACACAAUGUGGAGUGAGGGGGGUUUGGAAUUCUGAGUCUCAUCAACGUCUCAUCAAGUUUGAGUUUGCCAACAUGAAUUUCUUAGUACGAUUUGAAGCUGAUGGUUAUCUUCCCGACUUGAUUCCCGGAAAUUUGAAGACCCAGGAAGAACCUGUCCAUAUCAAGAGUCAUAUGGAGCCUGAAGAUCUCCUUUCCUCUAUCAAAGCAGCUUCAAUCUCAAUUGAUCCCUCGGAAACCAGUGAACAAGAGGCAAUUGAUCUGAAAAUUUCCAAGGGAGGCCGCUAUAUUCCGCAAUGUGCGAUCUUUGACCUGAAAACGCGAUCCGUUAAGAAAGAACAUAUUGACACCCUCUCAGAAGAGAUGGGUCGGUUGUGGAUCAGACAAAUUCCCAACUUCAUUCUUGCCUACCACAAGUCUGGGAAGUUCGAUGAUAUCCGAGUCCAGGACGUGCGGGAAAAUAUGAAACAAUGGGAAGAAUCAGAACAGCCAGACUUGCAGAGAUUUGCCACUUUGCUGCAGACCAUCAUAUCCUUCGCUCGUAGCACAGAGAAUGAAAGACUUGAGCUUGAGCAUGGUGCUGAUGAGGAAGUUCUGAACAUUCGAGUUCCUGGUGGAAUUGUGAACAGUGUAUUGCCGCCAGCCUUGGCAGACCGGUGGAAUGCUCGUAGUGGCUCUGUUACGAACUCUUAG